AUGAGGAAAAAUGCAACUGAAGCUAGAGCUAUGUAUGAUGGCAUUGCAGCCAACUCUCAGCAAUUCAAUUAUCGAAGAUCACCACCACCCAAACAAGCUUUUGAGCUAUGCUCAAUAUGCACCAAUCCAGGCCACACACCAGAAUGUUGUCCUCUUGCAUAUGGUGACGAUACAGUUCAGGCAAAUAUGGUGAACUCUUAUCAAAAUCAGAGGCCUAAGAAUGACCCUUUUUCCAAUACCUAUAAUCCUGGGUGGAGGAAUCAUCCGAAUUUUAGAUGGAGCAAUAACCAGAAUGUGCAAAAUGCAGCUCCACCAUAUACAGUUCAAGAGCCCCCAACUCAAGUUCAUCAACAACCCCAAAAUCAGCAGCUUGCAUUAAACCGAAGACAAUCUGGACUUGUCCAACUUUAUAAAGCACCUACACCCAAUUUUGAGAUGAAGGAGAUAAGAGAUGCGCUGACCACAUUGACUCAAACUUCUCAAAGCACAAACAACUUCAUCCAAAUGACCGAUCAGCGUUUUCAAAAGACGGAUCAAGCCAUAGCUAACUUGGAACGUCAAAUGGGGAAAUUGGCUACUCACUUGAGUCAAAGGGAGCCUAGUAAGCUUCCUAGUCAAGUUAUUUCCAAUCCUACUAAUUCUUCUUCCUCUUCUACUCAUGAACAGGUUCAAGCCAUUACUUUGAGAAGUGGUAAAGAGGUUGAAAUGAAAGAAAAAGUAGUUGAGGAGAGAAUGGAUUUGGAACCAGCCCCUAUAUCUAAUGUCAUAGGUCCUAAAAAUACAACAUAUGUAGACAAGGCUGUGACACAAUCUCCUACUCAAGUGGUAAGCUCUAAUUCUAAUUUAUCAAAUUCAGUUUCAUCUCAAAUUCCUUUUCCUCGCAGGUUUAAGGAAUCAAAGAAGGAGCAGAUUUCAAGGGACAUAUUGGAAACAUUUAGGAAAGUCCAAGUUAAUAUCCCUCUUCUUGAUGCGAUCAAGCAAGUGCCCAGCUAUGCUAAAUUUCUUAAGGAUCUCUGCACUAAUAAGAGAAAAUUCAAGGAGAAUGAAACAGUAGCAUUGAGUGAGGAAGUGUCGGCGGUUUUGCAAAGAAAAAUGCCUCCUAAGCUUAAGGAUCCAGGGAGUUUCACUAUACCUUGUCUUAUUGGAAAUCAUAAGUUUGAACGUGCUUUACUUGAUUUGGGUGCGUCCAUCAAUUUAAUGCCAUAUACUGUUUUUGAAUCAUUGAAUUUAGGUGAGCUUAAGGAAACCUCAGUGAGCAUUCAAUUAGCAGAUCGGUCAAUCAAGUAUCCGAAAGGUUUAUUGGAGGAUGUUUUGCUAAAGGUUAACGAUUUAAUCUUUCUGGCAAAUUUUCUUGUGCUUGAAAUGGAGGAUGUACCCAUUCAUGGGAAAGAGUUACCUUUGAUAUUGGGCCGACCAUUCAUGAGAACAGCAAGGACCAAAAUUGAUGUGUUUGAGGGCACCCUUACCAUGUCCAUUGAUCAAGAAACUGUUGAAUUCAAAGUUUUUGAUGCACUUAAAUAUCCUAAUGAUGAUAAUGGAGCUUGUUUCUCAAUUGAUACACUUGAUCAAAUUGUGCAGGAUACAUAUGAUACAUCACAGGGAGAAACACCAUUAGAGAGAGCUCUAGAUUUGCGAGAAGCUUUGGCUUUUCUUGAGGCUACGAAGCCAUGUGUUGGUAUUGUUCCUAAAAUUGAGUCUCUUCCUUUACAUGAUAAUGCACUUGUUCCAUCUACUAUUAAAGCACCACAGGUUGAGCUUAAGCCACUUCCAGAGCACUUGAAGUACACUUAUUUUGGAGAAGGAGAAACUCUUCCAGUAAUUAUAGCUGCUAGCUUGAGUAAAACUGAGGAAGAGAAGCUUGUCCGAGUGUUACGAGAGUACAAAGAAGCAAUAGGGUGGACAAUUGCAGAUAUCAAAGGGAUCAGUCCAGCAAAAUGCAUGCACAAGAUUCAUCUUGAGAUUGAUUCAAGGCCUACAAGGGAACCACAACGGAGGCUUAAUCCAGUGAUGAAAGAAGUUGUCAAAAAGGAGGUUCUUAAACUGUUAGAUGUAGGAAUUAUAUAUCCUAUAUCUGAUAGCAAGUGGGUGAGUCCAGUCCAAGUAGUUCCAAAAAAAUCUGGUAUUACAGUUGUGAAGAAUGAGAAUGAUGAAUUGGUUCCGCAGCGAACGAGUAGAGGCAUUGAAGUUGACAAGGCAAAAGUGGAUGUCAUUCUAAACCUACAACCUCCAAGGAGUUUCAAGGAAGUCAAAUCAUUUUUGGGGCAUGUCGGAUUUUAUAGGCGAUUUAUAAAGGACUUUUCCUUAAUCGCACGGCCAUUGUCAAACCUUCUUGCAAAGGAUGUUCCAUUUGAAUUUACAAAAGAGUGUGUGGAGGCAUUUGAGAAGCUCAAGAAGCUAUUGACCAGUGCACCAAUCAUGAUGCCACCAGAUUGGUCUUUACCAUUUGAGUUAAUGUGCGAUGCAUCAGACUAUGCAGUUGGGGCUGUUCUCGGUCAACGAAAAAAUAAAAUUCCACAUGCAGUUUACUAUGCGUCAAGAACAUUGAAUGAUGCUCAGUUGAAUUACUCAACCACAGAAAAGGAGCUACUUGCUGUUGUUUUUGCUUUAGAAAAGUUUAGAGCAUAUCUUAUUGGAACUAAAGUAAUUGUCUUUUCUGAUCAUGCUGCUCUCGGGUACUUAAUUACAAAGAAGGACGCUAAGCCUCGCCUUAUACGAUGGAUACUCUUACUUCAAGAGUUUGAUUUGGAAAUCCGAGACAAGAAGGGAAGUCAAAAUGUGGUAGCGGAUCACUUGAGCAGAUUGGUUGAAGGUUCAAAUAAUGAGGAAGAUACCCUCCCUUUACAUGAUUCUUUUCCAGAUGAGCAGCUCUUUGCUGUACAUGUUGCAGAUCCUUGGUACGCUGAUAUCAUCAAUUUCAAAGCAUCCAACCAGAUCCCAAGUCACUUCACUCGUUCUGAGAAGGACAAACUUGUUAAGAAUAGUAAGUACUAUGUUUGGGAUGAUCCAUAUUUGUGGAAACAUUGUCCAGAUCAACUCAUAAGAAGGUGCGUUCCUGAAUCUGAAUUUAAUUCUAUUCUUACCUUUUGCCAUUCUUCUGCAUGUGGGGGACAUUUUGGUGCUAAGAAAACUGCUCUUAAAGUUCUUGAAUCUGGUUUUUAUUGGCCAAGUUUAUUUAAGAAUGCAUAUACAUUUUGUGCUACUUUUGAUAAAUUCCAAAGGAUGGGAAAUAUCAGUUCUAGGAACCAAAUGCCAUUGACUCCUAUACAUGUUGUGGAAAUAUUUGAUAUUUGGGGGAUUGACUUCAUGGGACCAUUUCCUGUUUCAUUUGGAUUUUGCUACAUAUUGCUUGAUGUUGAUUAUGUGUCCAAAUGGGUGGAAGCAAUUCCAACUCGUACUAAUGAUGCCAAAGUUGUUGUGAGUUUUGUGAAGGCUAAUAUACUUGCUAGGUUUGGAACUCCAAGAGCAAUAAUCAGUGAUAAUGGCACACAUUUUUGCAACAAAUCCUUUGCAGCACUUUUGAAGCGGUAUGGUGUCACUCAUAGAGUCUCUACACCCUAUCAUCCUCAGACAAAUGGCCAAGUUGAGAUCAGUAACAGGGAGAUUAAAUGGAUAUUGGAGAAAACCGUGAGUCCUACACGAAAAGAUUGGAGCGUGCGCCUUGAUGAUGCUUUGUGGGCUUAUAGGACUGCUUAUAAAACUCCAAUUGGAAUGUCACCAUUCCGUUUGGUUUAUGGGAAGGCAUGUCAUCUUCCGGUUGAACUUGAGCAUAGAGCAUACUGGGCAGUUAAGAAGUUCAAUUACGACUAAGCUGGAGAUGCAAGGCGGCUCCAAUUGAAUGAGUUAGACGAGUUGUGGUGUGAUGCUUAUGAGAGCUCACGGAUUUAUAAAGAGAAGACCAAGGCUUUCCAUGAUAAGUCAAUUCAAAGGAAAUCGUUCGAAGUUGGUCAAAACGUUUUGUUGUAUAACUCGCGUCUACGUCUCUUUCCUGGUAAGCUUCGUUCUCGUUGGUAUGGCCCUUUUCUUGUUACUAAUGUUUUCCCACAUGGUGCAGUUGAAAUUCAAAAUAAAAAAAAAUAG
This is a messenger RNA of Argentina anserina (silverweed cinquefoil), 4077 nucleotides long. RefSeq lists its product as uncharacterized. The record is from RefSeq and is a predicted model, not a curated record. Gene Ontology annotation, molecular function: nucleic acid binding. NCBI's taxonomy places the organism in Eukaryota, Viridiplantae, Streptophyta, Magnoliopsida, Rosales, Rosaceae. Gene Ontology annotation, biological process: DNA integration.